Messenger RNA from Aureobasidium pullulans EXF-150, 822 nucleotides. RefSeq names its product CoaE-domain-containing protein. The record is from RefSeq and is a predicted model, not a curated record. The transcript has a single exon. Gene Ontology annotation, biological process: coenzyme A biosynthetic process. Gene Ontology annotation, molecular function: dephospho-CoA kinase activity; ATP binding. Bases 1 to 822 code for a protein of 273 amino acids. Lineage: Eukaryota; Fungi; Ascomycota; Dothideomycetes; Dothideales; Saccotheciaceae.
AUGCUUCUGCUAGGUCUCACGGGCAGUAUCGCCACCGGCAAGUCUACCGUGUCAAGACUGCUGUCGGCGCAUCCUUAUUCACUUCCGAUCGUCGACGCCGAUCAGAUUGCACGUCAGGUCGUCGAACCAGGAACCGCUGGUUAUAGCAAAAUCGUCUCACAUUUCGGACCAUCAACGCCUGAUCUCCUUGUACCGGUCGACCCCUCUUCAGGUGGUGAAAAUGGACCCAAUGGCAAAGGCAGACCGCUCAACCGGCCGGCUCUGGGACGUCGGGUAUUUGGUGAGGGUAAAGAGUCGGAUAGGAAGGUUCUAAACAGCAUUGUUCAUCCGGCUGUGCGUCGCGAGAUGUACAAGCAGAUGCUCCAGGCAUACUUGAAGGGCCACUGGGCUUGUGUGCUGGAUAUACCCUUGCUCUUUGAGAGUGGCUGGGAGCCGCUCUGUGGAACCAUCAUGGUAGUCGCAGUCAAAGACGCCCAAAUCCAAAUGCAAAGACUACUGGCCAGAGAUGCCCACUUGACAGAAGAGGACGCAAAAAACAGAGUCGCAAGUCAGUGGGACGUUAGAGAUAAGGCUGCCAGAUGUUUACGCAGAGGCGAGAAGAGCGGAGUUGUCAUUUGGAACGACGGCGAUCAGGAAGAGCUGAAACGCGAACUUGAUAGGGUCAUGGAGGUUGUUAGAACCGGUUCUCCGUCCUGGUGGUCUUGGUUGCUCUUACUCUGCCCGCCAUUGGCAGUUGCAUCGGGAACUUGGAGUUAUCUCAAUGGGGUGUGGGUAAAGAAGAGCUGGGAGAAGGAAAAGCUGAGAGAAAAGGCAAAGCUCUAA